Messenger RNA from Gossypium raimondii (Peruvian cotton), 1821 nucleotides. RefSeq names its product probable serine/threonine-protein kinase PBL28. The transcript is spliced from 7 exons. Gene Ontology annotation, biological process: protein phosphorylation. Gene Ontology annotation, molecular function: ATP binding; protein kinase activity. Lineage: Eukaryota; Viridiplantae; Streptophyta; Magnoliopsida; Malvales; Malvaceae. The coding region runs from base 408 to 1487 and encodes 359 amino acids. The record is from RefSeq and is a predicted model, not a curated record.
AUUCGUGACAAUACCAUAUUUAAAAUUAUGGGUUGUAAUCAAAAUUAGGUAAGCCAAAGCAAUUACCAACCUCUUUUAUUUUUCACACAUUCCAUCACCCUUUUUCUUUUCCUUCAAGCACAUCCCUCCUCUUGUUGUUUGAGUAUUUUCUAAAACUAAACCUCACUUGCUCAAUACGUACUCUUUCAAGAGAUUCUUCAAAUAUCUAUAGCCUCAUCUUUAAACAUCCAUAAGAACCCAUUGCCAUCUCUUAAUAUUUUCUCAAUCUUUAAGCUAUUUUUUUUAAUCCGUUUUCGUCUGUUCUUCAUCAUUAUUAUUGUCAUGCACAUCAACUGUUCGACAAAUUGCCUGUUCCAUGUAAUAUAAACGAAAAAACAAAAAACUCAAAUCAUCGAAAUUAUAAAACAAUGCCUUUCGGUUUAGUUUCAGCUUGGAAUAAGCGUCGAAGAAGCAAAUCCCAGGAUCAUACUGACCCAUGGGUCUAUAAACCAGUUGAGUGUUGGCAAAUUGAUGGAAAUCAUGCAUCGAGGCCGAUGAAAAGACGCCAUGGAUCAUCUGUUUUUACUCUUAAGGAGAUGGAGGAAGCAACGGGUUGUUUCAGUGAUGAGAAUCUGCUUGGGAAAGGAGGGUUUGGUCGAGUUUAUAAGGGCACUCUUAGAUCAGGAGAGGUUGUUGCAAUAAAAAAAAUGGACCUUCCAGCAUUCAAAGAAGCAGAAGGCGAACGUGAAUUUCGUGUGGAAGUGGAUAUCUUAAGCCGACUCGACCAUCCAAAUUUGGUGUCUUUGAUUGGUUAUUGUGCUGAUGGGAAGCAUCGGUUCUUAGUCUAUGAAUACAUGCAAAAAGGGAACUUGCAAGAUCAUUUAAAUGGUAUUGGUGAAACAAAAAUGGAUUGGCCUUCAAGGUUGAAAGUGGCACUUGGUGCAGCUAGGGGGCUUGCUUACCUCCAUUCAAGCUCUGCCGUUGGAAUUUCAAUUGUUCAUAGAGAUUUCAAGUCCACCAAUGUCCUUCUCAAUGCCAACUUUGAAGCGAAGAUAUCCGAUUUUGGAUUGGCCAAAUUGAUGCCAGAGGGUCAUGACAUUUAUGUGACAGCCAGAGUUCUUGGAACAUUUGGUUACUUUGAUCCUGAAUAUACAUCAACGGGUAAACUAACUUUACGUAGUGAUGUUUAUGCAUUCGGAGUGGUUCUUUUGGAGCUUUUAACGGGACGCAGAGCUGUUGACAUAAACCAAGGACCAAAUGAUCAAAACCUUGUACUCCAAGUUAGGCAUAUAUUGAAUGAUCGAAAGAAGUUACGUAAAGUGAUUGAUCCAGAGAUGGCUCAGAGUUCAUACACCAUUGAAUCUAUAGCUAUGUUCGCGAACCUGGCAUCACGUUGCGUCCGUGUUGAGAGCGGAGAGCGGCCGUCGAUGCCGGAAUGUGUGAGAGAACUCCAACUUAUUUUCAGCACAAAUGCAAAAGGCCUAGGCAUGGGUUUUAGGAUGCGGUAAAGAGUUUAAAGAAUUGAGAAAAUACAAAUUUUUUUUAGCAGCACUGAAAUUGUGUCAUAUGUAUAUAUAUAUAUAUAUGAUACAAAGUUUAAAGAAUUAUGAGCAAAAAAAAAUGCAUUAUCACUGUGCCAAUUCGGUAUCGAAAAAUAUCCGUGUAGGAUCUGUGGACAUCUAAUUUUGUCCACUAAGUGAUAAUAUAUUUUAAUAUGUUUAAUUGUAGUCUAGCAUCACUUGUUUGUUUGUCAAUGUUUUGCUUAUUGGAGCUAAAUGCAUGCAUUGAUAAUUUGUAUACAAUAUUGUGAAAUAUAAAUAAAAUUGUGAACAAAUUGCUCUC